Molecule: messenger RNA, 1989 nt
Organism: Eruca vesicaria subsp. sativa (arugula)
Lineage: Eukaryota; Viridiplantae; Streptophyta; Magnoliopsida; Brassicales; Brassicaceae
Source: the annotation of a GenBank genome assembly
AAAGAAGCCUCUCUCUCUUAACCUCUCGUUUCACCCGUCACACCAUUAUCUCUUACACUGUUACUCUCUUCUCUCUCUCUCCUCCUGCAUCUUGCAAUCAUCCUUUGUCAUGUCCGAUUCAUACGAGCCUUACCAUGUUCUCCAACAUAGCCGACGCGAUAAACUUCGGAUUCCUUCUCUCGACUCCCACUUCCACUUUCACCAUCCUCCUCCUCCUCCUUCUUCUUCCGGCGGCGGCGGCGGCGUGUUUCCUACCGCCGACUCUGAUUUCCUCGCUGCCGGUGGAUUUCAUUCAAACAAUACCAAUAACCCUAGUUACAGUAACUUCAUGGGAUUUCUCGGUGGGCCAUCUUCCUCUUCAUCCACCGCCGUCGCCGUCGCUGGAGAUCAUUCCUUCAACGCCGGACUUUCUUCUGGCGACGUUCUUGUCUUCAGACCCGAGCCUCUAUCUCUCUCUUUGUCAUCUCACCCUAGACCUACUUACGAUCUCGUCGUUCCCGGCGUUGUUAACUCCGGAUUCUAUAGAUCCGCCGCUGAAGCCUCUGCUGCCGCCGUCACCGUCGCGUCCAGAAGCUCUGGUCCUCUCGGGCCGUUCACUGGCUACGCAUCGGUUCUGAAAGGAUCAAGAUUCUUGAAACCAGCUCAGAUGCUUCUUGAUGAUUUUUGUAGUGCGAUUUACACCGAACAAAUCAUCGACGACGACGACGACGAAGAUUCCUCUUUGCUUUUUGACCCAACGGUUGAUAAUAUCUGCGGCGUAGGAGAAGAUGGCAAGAGAAAAUCAAAACUCAUUUCCUUGCUUGACGAGGUUUACAAGAGGUAUAAGCAGUACUAUGAGCAGCUUCAAGCUGUGAUGGGGUCAUUCGAAUGCGUUGCAGGUCUCGGGCACGCAGCUCCUUAUGCGAGUUUAACAUUAAAGGUAUUGACUAAGCAUUUCAAAUGUUUGAAGAAUGCUAUAACAGACCAGCUUCAGUUUAGCACCAAUAGCAAGAUACAACAACAACAACGUGGUCAUGUGAUGAACUCUGAGAAUAAGACCGACUCUUUGGGGUUUGGAGGAAGUGAUAGUAGUAGGGGCCUGCGUUCUGCUGGUAAAAGACAUGGAUUCCCUGAUCACCAUGCUCAUGUAUGGAGACCACACCGUGGCCUACCCGAACGCGCUGUCACUGUUCUAAGGGCUUGGCUCUUCGAUCAUUUCUUGCAUCCUUAUCCAACUGAUACAGACAAACUGAUGUUGGCUAAACAGACAGGUCUCUCCAGGAAUCAGGUAUCGAACUGGUUCAUAAACGCACGAGUUAGGGUUUGGAAACCGAUGGUGGAAGAGAUUCAUAUGCUGGAGACUCGACAAUCUCAGAAAUCUUCUUCUUCUUCUUGGAGAGACGAACGUAGCACCAACACUGCCUUCCCCGAUAACAACAACAACCCUUCUUCCUCCACGGCUCAACAAAUAGCUAACAACAACUCUUCUCCCGUUAGACGGGUGCGAAGCGAUGCCGUUCAUGCCACCACCAACAACAAUGACAGUCACUUUAUGAACGCUGGAAACGGUGGAGGGGGCGGCGCGGUUAGCUUCUCCUACGGUAUUGCGUCAUCGAAUGUCCUGGGGAUGAAUACUAGCACAAAUGGAGGAGUGUCGUUGACGUUAGGGCUUCAUCAUCAGAUUGGGUUGCCGGAGCCUUUCCCAAUGACAACUGCUCAGAGGUUUGGACUUGACGGUGGCAGUAGUGGCGCCGGUGGUGGUGGUGGGUAUGAAGGGCAUGAUCGUCAAUUUGGGAGAGAUUUUAUUGGCGGUAGUAAUCAUCAGUUUCUACAUGACUUCGUAGGAUGAUAUCAUUUCAUUUGUGUGGGAAGGAAAAAAAUAUGUUCGACGUUUGACAAUGUCUUUGAGAUAUGGAAAAUGGUAAUGCAUGUGAUGUGUAUAUUAGAAUGCUUUUAAAAUUUCUUCUUUUGACGAAUCUAUAAUAGAAAUGAAACCGAAUUCCAUAGAAA